GGAAUUUAUUUCCGUUUGAACUGUAGAAUGUCAAAUGAUAAUCAUGCAUAUGUGGACACAAUGAGUCCUUCCUGAUGAAUAUACUUUCCCAUUUGAUAGAAAAAUAAAAGAUUUCCAAUGUUGGAUGACAAUACAGAAGACAUAGCGUUAAAUUUUGGAGAUGAAACACAAGUGAAAAAGAAAAAACUAAGACAUCCCGUGGCUGCUUUUUUUCACAUUAUAUUUCGAUUGAGCGCACUUAUCUUCUACUUCAUCACCAACCUAGUCACCAGUAGUUUCGUGACUGGCUUUGUAAUUAUUAUCCUGCUGUUGUCUUUUGAUUUUUGGGUGGUGAAGAAUGUAACCGGGAGACUGUUAGUUGGUCUGCGAUGGUGGAAUUACAUAGACGAAGAUGGUAACAGUCAGUGGAUGUUUGAAGCGAAGAAGCUCACUAUUUUUGUGGCUAUAUCACUCACGUCAGCUAACUUAGUUGGAUAUGUCAAAUUCAAGAAGGAUUCUGGGAAAGAAAUGAAAUCUAUGGCUGGAAACUUUUUAGGUCGACAGAUUUUUAGUCAGAUGCUAUCGAAGACGAGUACUGAACCUACAGACAAAUAAAGAUGGUGUCGUAAGAACACGGGUGCGUGGUGUAAAAACACAGGUCAUAGUGUAAAAACGCAGGUCACGAUGUAAUCUUUUUUGUAACUUAUUUAUACAAUAUGAGGAUAUAUUUUAAAAAAUGA
Messenger RNA from Hydractinia symbiolongicarpus, 719 nucleotides. RefSeq names its product Golgi apparatus membrane protein TVP23 homolog B-like. The transcript is spliced from 4 exons. The record is from RefSeq and is a predicted model, not a curated record. Gene Ontology annotation, biological process: protein secretion; vesicle-mediated transport. The coding region runs from base 118 to 594 and encodes 158 amino acids. Gene Ontology annotation, cellular component: Golgi membrane. Lineage: Eukaryota; Metazoa; Cnidaria; Hydrozoa; Anthoathecata; Hydractiniidae.